AUGGCGGACCAGGGGAAUUACAACAACUGGACCAAAGCUGGCUUGAUCCAGCGGGUGAAGGAGCUGGAGAAGGAGUUGAGAGUGGCUACAUCAUCCGGGCCAAUUUCAACAUCAAACAAUGAGGUCGCCCAGGCGGCGCCUGAACAGCAACAGCAACAAGCGGGAGAUGGAGAAUUAUCCCAGCCGGUUAAAAAGCCCAAGGGCAAGAAGAAGAUGGACCCCUCAAAAUAUUCCACUCGGUUCAUCGCCCUGAAGCUGGCAUAUCUGGGCAAAAACUUUGGCGGCUUCGAGUUCCAGGCUCAGGGCAACCAACCGUCCAUCGAGGAGGAGUUAUGGAAUGCCCUCACCAAGGCGUGCCUCAUCUUUCCCGAAGACGAAAAGGUCGUGGACUUUGACUGCUGCGAGUACUCCAAGUGUGGACGGACAGACCGCGGUGUUAGUGCCUUUGGACAGGGCCAAGACCAAAAGAAAAGCAAGCCAAAAGCGCCGGCAAAACCCUUUGACGACAUUCGCGAUGAGAUCCCUUACCCCCAUGUUCUCAACCGCCUGCUGCCCAAGGAAAUCCGAAUCCUGGCCUGGUGUCCAGCACCACCUCCCGACUUCUCUGCCCGUUUCUCAUGCCGAGAGCGCCAGUACAGAUAUUUCUUCACGCAGCCCGCCUUUGCUCCCACGCCAUCUCUCAUCGAAACCUCCGCAGCAAAGGAAGGAGGCAAAGGAAACAGGGACGAGACGAAGAAGCUCAUGAAGCCAGGCUGGCUGGACAUCGAAGCCAUGCGCGACGCAGCAAAGCGGUACGAAGGAGAGCACGAUUUCCGCAACCUCUGCAAGGUCGACCCCGCCAAGCAAAUCACAAACUUCAAGAGGCGCAUGUUCGAAUCGGACAUUGUCGAAGUGAAGGAUGCCGCAUCCGCUUUACCGUACCUCAAAGCCGCAGGCUUCGCCCCCGAGGACAUGGACCUCUCGUCCGGCGAAGCAUACCCAAAAGUCUACUACUUCCACGUCCGCGGCUCGGCCUUCCUGUGGCACCAAAUCCGCCACAUGGUCGCCGUCCUCUUCCUCGUCGGCCAGGGCCUUGAGAAGCCCUCCCUCAUCAGCGAGCUGCUCAACGUCGAGAAGAACCCGCGCCGGCCAAACUACGUCAUGGCCGACGAGGUGCCCCUGGUGCUUUGGGACUGCAUCUUCCCGAGCGACCUGAGCGACUCCGUAGCGCCGCAGCGCAAAGAUGACGCCCUGAAGUGGAUAUACGUCGGCGAGGAUGGGCCUAGUGGCCGGUUCGGCCAGUUUGGCAUCAUGGACGACGCAUGGCAGAUGUGGCGUGGGAGAAAGAUGGACGAGAUCCUCGCGGGCCAGCUGCUGCAGCACAUUUCGCAGCAGGGGAACAAUGGCACUACUGCCGCGGCGGUGGGCAAAGCCGCGCCCGCCAUUGCCAAUAGCACCAAGGUUUUUGAAGGGGGGAACAACGGGAGAUUGAGCGGAAAGUAUCCCGGCGUCAUGAACAUGAAGCUGCUGGAGUCAGCGGACGAGCAGAAUGACAAGUAUGCGAAGCGAAAGGGGUAUGCGAACGCGGAGGACAUGAGGGCGAAGAAGGGGAUGAAGUCGAAUAAGACAGAGGAGGGUGAUGCCGUCAUGGCUGACGAGUAA
Messenger RNA from Trichoderma asperellum CBS 433.97, 1641 nucleotides. Lineage: Eukaryota; Fungi; Ascomycota; Sordariomycetes; Hypocreales; Hypocreaceae. The record is from RefSeq and is a predicted model, not a curated record.